AUCUUGAAAAUAAAGUUUGCGUCAAAGAAAUAAGCGAUAAAACUUAUAAGAAAUCUCUUAGUUCGGUAAAUAGCAGAAUUUAAGCAUCAUUGAAGUACAUCAUGUGUUGGUUCAAAAUUCAUAAGUUUUGAGAUAUUUGACGCCGAUCAGCACAUAUUUGCUUGGGAAGGGAACAACUGGAAGCGGACUGGCGCAGUUUACACGCACACAGGGAGAGAGAACGAGACACAUAUUAAUACUUUCGAGUGCGAGAUGAGAACAACAGCGCAGCUCACAAUAAAACAGAGUAAACACGAUAUAACAGCGCGCGCUGCUGAGCGAACUAUACAUCGCUUUAUACACAGUAUAUAGAUGUGUGCACGCGCGUGUACAUAUACACAUAAAAAGCUUGGCUUAUCAUGUGCGAAUGCGGGGCCUCUCUCUCUCUCGCUCUUUCACCAUGGCUGAGAGUGCUAUAGUGUGCGUGUGUCGAAACAGCGCGGUAAAGAACACACACACCCCUACUCAUUUUUUGCAUCAACCCCAUAACAUUAUCUAUAAGCGGCGGCGGCGGCAGUGGCGGCGGCGGCGGCACGAUAACCACGCCCACUGCAAUGUAAACUCUCCCUUUUACAUUAAGUAACACGCAGGGGUGGAGCUUCGGAGAACCACCCUAUGUGAAUGCGAUUUAACCCAGAAAGUUUGCGUUUCGUGCGGUUUUGCAGGGGGUAGCCGAGUCGUUAGCCAAUGAAAAGGCCCGUUGUCAAAAUCACAGGCGCGCAGAAUGUAGUGUGUUUGUCGAGGCUGCAGCCCCGUGUGUCGGGGUGUCUCGCUCGCCCGGCCAGCCUGCCAGCCAGCCAGUCCGUACACACGCACAUACAAAUAGAGACAACACGUUUUAACAGCGCGGCGCGUCAACACCACUUGCCCAAUGGCUGACCUCGCGUGGCACCAGCAGCACCUUGCCGGCGCCGCGUACCCCGCCGCCGAGCCGGCGCCGCUCGACCUGCGGGGCCCGCCGGCCCCGCAGCCCUUCCGCAGGCACCAGCACGAGUCGUCCGACUCAGAGUCCGAGGACAUCAACGUCGACUCGGACGACGACGUGACCGUGGCCUCGCGCCACCACUCGUUCAGCGCGGCCGCCGUCGCCGCUGCCGGCGCCUCGGACGUCGCCGCCGCCGCCAAGGAGCAGCAGCUGGCCGCCAAGGGCACCAAGGCCGACGACGCGGCCAAGGGGGCGACUAACGUCAAGCCACCCUACUCGUACAUCGCGCUCAUCACCAUGGGCAUCCUGCAGAGCCCGCACAAGAGACUCACCCUAAGCGGCAUCUGCGAGUUCAUCAUGUCCAGGUUUCCCUACUACCGGGACAAGUUUCCCGCGUGGCAGAACUCGAUUAGGCACAACCUGUCGCUGAACGACUGCUUCAUCAAGAUUCCGAGAGAACCGGGCAACCCGGGCAAGGGUAACUACUGGACCCUGGACCCGAUGGCCGAGGACAUGUUCGACAACGGAAGUUUCCUGCGGCGCCGUAAGCGUUAUAAACGACAGCAGCCACCGGCCUUCCUGCAGAACCAUGCUGCCAUGGCGGCUGCCGCGGCCGCCUUCCUGGGUGGAGGCGCGGGGGCCGGCGGGGGCGACCCAUACCUGUCACAUGGUCUGCCCCCGCACCACCUGCCGCCCCCGUACGCAUACCUGCAGCCGCCGUCGGUGCCACUGCUGCCACGCCUCUCGCUGGCGCCGCUCGGCCUCAGUCUGCACGCCGCCGCCGCCCCCGGCGCUGGCAGCCUCCACAAGCCCGUGCCCACCCUGUACCAGUGCAAGACAGCGGCCACCCUCAAGUCAGGAUUCACCAUUGACUCGUUAAUAGGCAAGGUGUUGAGAGGAUCGUCGCAUGUCGGGGCUGGGGGCCGGCAGUCUCCGCCCGCAGUCACCCGUAGUACCGACUCGGCCUUCACACCUCUCGGUGGAGAGCGUGCGUCGCCCCUGCCGGAACACGCGAACACCACCUUGUGAGACCCCGAUUCACCCUCACAACCACAACGAAAAUAUAGAACAUUUUAGAACGGCAAGUUGAUGAAAUUUCUUUAAUUUUCAUCUGGUUUACUGUGUGUUUUUGCCAAAACAAAUUUGAAUAUCGCUUCGCACUCCAUGUUGUUCGAAUUAACAAUAGAGCUUUUCCCCGUUUUAAUUUCAGGUAUUGCGAGAUUGAGAAAUUCAGGAUCAUGUGCGAAUGCGAGAAUUUACGUGAUCAAGUUAGCUUGAGUCUUUUGCACUUCCUUCUUGCGCUUAUUGUUUGUUAAAUGUCUGUUCCUCUUGGCCGCAUUCGUUCAUCUCAGCACUCAUAUUUCAUUAUAGUAUUGAAUAAUGUCUGUGAUAAUGCUCCUACAAACACAUACACGACGCGCAAGAAAGAGUAUAUACACUGCAGUUAAAAACCUCCUCAUUUACGUGUAUAUAUAGAGCGUGACAAAUGUGCCCAAACACAAAACAACAUCUGACGCUUCGUGUAAUUUACUGACUAUACCUGUAUGUGGAAAUUGUACAUUAAAUAUAACAUGUUUAAUUGAUA
This is a messenger RNA of Cloeon dipterum, 2549 nucleotides long. RefSeq names its product forkhead box protein D1-like. Lineage: Eukaryota; Metazoa; Arthropoda; Insecta; Ephemeroptera; Baetidae. Gene Ontology annotation, molecular function: DNA-binding transcription factor activity, RNA polymerase II-specific; RNA polymerase II cis-regulatory region sequence-specific DNA binding. Bases 911 to 1993 code for a protein of 360 amino acids. The transcript is spliced from 3 exons. The record is from RefSeq and is a predicted model, not a curated record. Gene Ontology annotation, biological process: anatomical structure morphogenesis; regulation of transcription by RNA polymerase II; cell differentiation.